GCUUUGAGAAGGGACCGUUUCCGGCGCAGAAGGAGCUUGGCGGACUGGAAAGCGCGGGGCAGGUGUUUGCCAUGGCGGCGGCCGUUAUCGUCGCGGCGGCAGCGAGACACCUGAGAGCCUCUUUGUUAGAGACGCGAGUCGUCUGCGGGGCUACAAGAACGACAGUUGGCUGGCGGCGCCAAGAUCUUUCUGGGCCAGGAGGCGGCGGAAGCGAGGUUCCUUCCAGGAAUGCAGAAUCCUUUGCAUCCAUGUUAAGGCGCUCUCCUUUAAUUCAGAUGGGACCUUGCAAAGACAAAAUUGCCAUUGGAGAAAUUUUCCACAUUACAGAAGAUGAUCUGUAUAUAGAUUUUGGUGGCAAAUUUCAUUGUGUAUGCAAGCGACCAGAAGUAGAUGGCGAGAAAUAUCAGAAGGGAUCCAAAGUCCGGCUGAGACUUACUGACCUUGAACUUUCAUCUAGAUUCUUGGGAGCCAAAACAGACACAACUUUACUGGAAGCUGAUGCAGUACUCUUGGGACUUGUGGAAAGCAAAGAAAAUAGACAAAAAUAGCAAAUGCUAUUCCCCCCC
Messenger RNA from Lacerta agilis (Sand lizard), 566 nucleotides. It is a transcript of the gene MRPS28, whose product is annotated as mitochondrial ribosomal protein S28. Lineage: Eukaryota; Metazoa; Chordata; Lepidosauria; Squamata; Lacertidae. Gene Ontology annotation, cellular component: mitochondrial small ribosomal subunit. The record is from RefSeq and is a predicted model, not a curated record. The coding region runs from base 72 to 548 and encodes 158 amino acids. The transcript has 3 exons.